UGUAGAAGGUGGCGGCAAUGCACCUAAAGCUGUUUGCCAACCGGCAUUGCACAACAGAAGAAGAAGGCCGGAUGUAGUGUCAUGUGAGGAUGUCUACAUUAGUGGCCUAUGAAGAUUCAGAGUCAGACGAUGAAUCUCUGUCUCAAGCAGAGGAGGGAGCUUCUGUACAAACUGGAUCUUGUAAACAAAACCCAGAAGCUGUGGUGUGUAAUAACUUUGAGGUAGCACCCAACCCUCAGAGUUUUACUCCUGACUGGACAUUGUUGGAAUAUCAUGGAAAAGCCUCAGAAGUAUGCAGAUCUUCACUACACCUGCAAUCACAGCCACAGAGCUAUCUUGAUUGGGAAACACAAUAUUGUAAUAGCACAACAGCACAAGAUAAGCAUUUUAGAGACACUGCAGCUGCUCCUAGCUUACCUGUUACUCAGGGGAAGAUCCCACUAAUGCAUACUCUUCCUCACAUGCCACAAAGCUUCAAUGAUGGGUUGAAUCCAGCAAAAAGACCCCACACUGUCUCGUCUGGGGUCAGACCGUACAUUCCCAAAAGACAGAGACUUGCCAGAGUAGAGACAGUGGAGCCAAAGUAUCCAGCAGAGCAGACCUCAGAGAACCAGACCAGAGGAAGCCAGAUUUUCUCCGAUGUAUCGCAGAGAGUGAAACCAUAUCUUGCUAACAAGCCUGGUGCAGCAGGGAUACCGAGGAGGCUUCUGAUCAGCCUGGGGGGCCACCAGGGCCCAGUUAACACAGUGCAGUGGUGUCCAGUGCCCCAUCUCAGCCAUCUGCUGCUGUCUGCCUCCAUGGACAAGACUUUCAAGGUGUGGGAUGGAGCGGAGAGCGGGCAAUGCCUCAGGGUUUACACCUGCCAUUCGGGAGCUGUGCGUGAUGCCUGUUGGACCCCCUGCGGGCGACACCUUCUCACUGGCUCAUUUGACAACACGGCUGUGAUCACAGAUGUAGAGACAGGGCAGCGGAUAGUGAAACUGGACAAUCAGUUCAAGGUGAUGUGUGCAGCCCUGCAUCCCAGCAACCCAGAGGUGUUUCUGUGUGGAGGUUACAGUUCAGUGGUCAAAGCCUGGGACUCUCGCAGCUGCAAGAUGGUGAAAGUGUACAAAGCAGGGAUCCAGCAGACCUUGGAUAUCCUGUUUCUGAGAGGUGCUGUGGACUUUAUAACAAGCUCUGACUGUGUAAGCAGAGACUCUGCUGACCGCACCCUGAUUGCCUGGGACUACCAGACCACUGCCAAGGUCUCCAACCAGAUAUACCAUGAGCGGUACACAUGCCCCAGCAUGGCUCUCCACCCACUGGAGGAGUCCUUUGUUGCCCAGACUAAUGGGAACUACAUGGCAGUGUUCUCCUCCCAGCAGCCCUACAGAAUGAACAAGAGGCGCCGGUACGAAGGACACAAGGUGGAGGGAUAUGCGGUGCAGUGCGAGUUUUCUCUGGAUGGAACAAUCCUAGCCUCAGGGAGCUCCACCGGCUCUGCUCACUUCUACGACUACCACAACGUUCGGUUGCUGCACACUCUCCACGCCCACAAACAGCCCUGCCUCUGUGUAUCUCAGCAUCCUGUCCUCCCUGCAACAGCAGCUACCUGCGACUGGGCUGGUGAGAUCAAGGUCUGGCACUGAGUGAACAAGUAAAUCCGGAGAUGUAGAAGUUCCCCCUGCAGCCGUCCAUCUGGGUUGCAGUGAAGAGAUGCUCGCCAUCCGUGUCGUGUGUUCAGGACGACUUCUACAGAUGCUGAGCAUCAUGGACAGGCACAAGUUGGAGGUGGAAUCUUAUGGGAACGAGUCCAGCCAGGAAACCUCCUCAUGAUGGAUACCCUGACUGACCAGCAGGUGGUGCAGCC
Messenger RNA from Monopterus albus (swamp eel), 1849 nucleotides. RefSeq names its product WD repeat domain 25 (gene wdr25). Gene Ontology annotation, molecular function: protein binding. NCBI's taxonomy places the organism in Eukaryota, Metazoa, Chordata, Actinopteri, Synbranchiformes, Synbranchidae. The transcript has 9 exons. The record is from RefSeq and is a predicted model, not a curated record. Bases 90 to 1628 code for a protein of 512 amino acids.